Molecule: messenger RNA, 2282 nt
Organism: Ceutorhynchus assimilis (cabbage seed weevil)
Lineage: Eukaryota; Metazoa; Arthropoda; Insecta; Coleoptera; Curculionidae
Source: the annotation of a GenBank genome assembly
UUCAGUUUCAGUCUUCGGUUAACGUUUGUUGGCAUUAGAGCGCGCGCGAUAAAUCUCAUGAUUGUGGUCCUUUUCAGUGGUUGAGAGCUCAGACGUUAUUCCUUAUAAUAAUAUGGACUUGUGAUAAAAAAAAAAACAUUUAGAGAUUUUUUUGCAAUAUUUCAUUUUUGGAUUAAUUUGCCCUUCAGAAAAAUGUGGUACCCGAUGAAUGAUGCUUGCGAUACCUGCAAAUUGUCAUUGUCAAGGAAACGGGCUUCCCGUGCAGGAUCUGAAAGUCCAUUUCUAGAAGACAAAACUCUCAGUCCUGUAAAAAAUGAAGAUAUGUCAUUAUUCGACGGCGUCCCAAGUGCUCCUGUUACCUGUACAUCAGGUUCUCCUGGAUGUCCUCACAGACGAACUUGGGACGACAUGGACCCAUCCUCCCAGGAUUCCGGUUUCCAUGGAGAACUUGCAAGGUUCAAUUCUUAUGGCUCUCCUAGCAGAGGACUGUUGUCUUCGUCUUUCGGCUCGGUGUCAGUAUGCUCCAUAGAAGAUGAUUUUUUGGAGGAUUUUGCCGACAUUGAACCCUUGGAGAAGCAACCUACUCUACAGGAAGAUUUGAAGCUCACUAGUGUGCCACUUGCAAUAAAAUCCAGGCCAGAAGAAAAAUCUUCACCCAAAGACACAAUCAUAAGACCCCUAUUUCGACGCGCCCUAUCAUUGCAAAAUACAGGGACAUUUGCAACCCCGAGCAAAGUUCGAACCAGUCUUUUUGGUCUAAAUGAUGACAACGAGGAUAAUAAAGAAAAUAAGGUGUCGUUCAAAAGAACUGAACCCCCAACAGACUUGGAAAAUAAGUUGAUCAAACGUUCGAAAUUUUUCAAGGAGUUAUCAGCUCCCCAUUCACAGGCUUCCAGACCCAUGAAAGCCCUAUUCAAACGACAAUUUUCUGCUACAGAGGAAAGUAUUAUGUGCGCUGUCAAACGGUCAUCGGAUGAACCUGAUUUAAUCGGGGACUUUAGUAAAAGCUAUUGCCUCCCAUUGACCCCUGGCAGACACCAAGACCUCAAAUCAAUUACUGCUGAAACGUUGGUUAAAUUGAUGAAAGGAGAAUUUGGUGAAAAAAUUGAAUCUUUCAAGAUUGUUGAUUGCCGAUAUCCAUACGAGUUUGUAGGGGGGCAUAUUAAAGGAGCCCUCAACAUCUACACUAAGGAGCAAAUUAAUGAAUUAUUACAAGCUAAUCGGAAUGUGUGCACUAAUGCAAACAAGAGACACAUUCUUGUAUUCCACUGUGAAUUUUCAAGCGAAAGGGGUCCUAAUUUAUAUCGCUACUUGCGCAAAGAAGACCGCACAAAGAACAUGAGCGACUAUCCGGCUCUGCACUAUCCUGAAAUCUAUCUACUGGAAGGCGGUUAUAAAAGCUUCUAUCAACAAUUUGCUGAUUUGUGUGUACCAAUAGCAUACAAAGAAAUGCUGCACCCAGAUCAUGAAGAAGAUCUGCGUCAUUUCAGGCAAAAAUCCAAGACCUGGAACGCUGACACCAGGCAGAGACCGGCAAGGAGUCUCAAAAGAUUGUAAUAUUUUUCUUUUUUUUUUACCUAUAAUAGUACAAAUAAUACCUAUUUGCUUAUUUUAAGUUUUUUCGUUUUGUCUUCUUCUAUUCUGGGUACCUUUGUUGAUUGUCUAUUUUCAUGUAUGCGCAACAAAAUUACUUAAUACCAUAUAAAAUUGAUAUAAAUAGAAGGACAAAGUCUUGCUUUAAAAGAAAUUAUAUUGUACAUAAGAGAAUUUAAAAAGUAGCUUUCUAUGCUCACUCAUCUAAUGAAGGGCCUAUUAUGCAAUGCUACCCACCAAAGUUUAUUUGUUUAUUUUUUUUUUUUUUUUGUUUUAUACAGUUGACUUAAUGGACAUCAGUCCUCUUUACCUAUUUUAUUUUUUUUAAGUGCAAUUAUCCUAGCAAUACUAUUGUGAUUAUGCUUUCUCUAUCAACUGUCUUGGAGCCUUACCUCCAACCAGUCGGUCAGAAAAGCAUCCUAUAUUUAUUUUUUUAAAUAUUUUUGCUUAUGAUUUCAGUAUUUGUCUAGCAUAUAUUAUUUUUGUAUUUUUUAAGCAAAAUUCAAGAGGCGAUUUUCUAAUAUUCAAAUUAUUAGAUUUGUUUAUUGGCAGACUGAAUUUUUUUUUUUGCCUUUCUUGAUUUUUGCACAUAUUCAUAAUUAAAAUUAUACUACAUAGCAUAGUUAUAAUAAUUAUUGUAUUAUAGAAUGUUAUCUUCAUUUAAAAAUAAAACUUUUUUUAUUUAAAUU